AACACAAUACACAUCAUCCGCCAACAACACAAUGACAACCACAAUUUCUUUAAUGCAGAGAACAUAUCAUCAUCCCAUACCAUACAAUUUCGACCAUAUUCUUUCUUAGCAACCCCAAAAAAAGAAAAACCAAAUAUACAAUGCUCCGUUCUGGAACUGCAUUCACCCCUCUUCCAUCAACCUCCCUCAGCCAAACCAAAACCCACCCUGACCCUCAUAGAGUAAUACUCCCCAUUAUUUCAGCCCAACUCCCUAACAUCUCCUACACUGUUUCCGACACCGCCCUCGAGUCUCGAGGCCUCAUCCUACACCGUACACCUGAAGGCCUCAACCUUAACCAACUUAACUCGGUGUUCGUAGCCGUGGGGUUCCCUCGACGGGACCCUGAUAAAAUACAGGUUGCCCUCGAACAUACGGACUCUCUUAUAUGGGUUGAGUCCCUAAAGACAAAAAGGCCAGUGGCCUUUGCUAGAGCAACAGGGGAUGGAGUGUUCAAUGCUAUCAUAUGGGACGUGGUUGUGGACCCUACAUUUCAAGGGAUCGGGUUAGGUAAAGCUGUCAUGGAGAGGUUGUUAGAGGAGUUGUUGCAGAAAGGAAUUACGAAUGCUCUGUAUUCGGAGCCUCGAGUUCUUGGGUUUUAUAGGCCGAUGGGAUUUGUUGCAGACCCUGAUGGGAUUAGAGGUAUGGUGUACUCCAGGAAACAGAACAAAAACAAGAACAAGUGAUCUUGUUUAUUUAUGUACAUGAAUAAAAAUGUCAACAGAUCUUAUGUGAUCAUAAACGUCCAUAGAAUAAACUAUAAAGUAACAUUAUAACUCAGAAACUCUAAUCUCUCAGGCAGAGCAGAUAAUCCACAGAAGCAACUUGCUUAGUUGUUUUAUUAGUUGUGUUGAUUGCUUCAGUAAUCCAGCUAGUAAUGGCAAUAUUAUUUCAGUGGCAGUAAAUCUGUUGGAUGAAUCACUAGCGUUUUAGGUAGUAGUUGGACAAGAUCGAAACGCUACUUGAGAAAAUUGUGAGUGUUUGGUAAGACAGGUAACAUUUGAGGUUUAUAGGUAGCGGUCUAGCAAAUAAACAUUAUAUAAUAGCAUAAGGUAGAAUUAUUAACUAAUGUUUUUAGUUUCUUUUUCUUUUUUUGUUUAUUAAUUGCUUUAUGACAAUUUUUUAUUUUUUAUUUACAAUAGCA
Molecule: messenger RNA, 1183 nt
Organism: Beta vulgaris subsp. vulgaris (sugar beet)
Lineage: Eukaryota; Viridiplantae; Streptophyta; Magnoliopsida; Caryophyllales; Amaranthaceae
Cellular component (GO): cytoplasm
Molecular function (GO): N-acetyltransferase activity
Source: RefSeq, a predicted model, not a curated record